AUGAAGCUCAAGUAUUCCAUCCCACAGCUGCUGACUCUCAACAACCGCACCAUUCCAACGUGCAUUGCAGUUGUCAAAGAACUUGGACUUCUGCGACGACCCCGUUAUAUCCACAGAAGUUCCCGUCGAAACUACCAGGAGAAAGCCUGCAGCACUGGUCGUGGUGGUAGCUUAGCUGGGCCACAUACUGGACCUGGUCAUUUCAAACUUAGCCCCUAUAUGAUUUCUCCUCAGUCACUGACUCCCUGGUACACCUACGAACUGCGAAAGAUGAAGACAGCUGAGCGUGUCCUUGAGCGUCACUUUAUGGCCUCAGGACUUCCUGUUCACAAGCAAGCAUACAGAGAGCAUCAGAAGGCCUAUGCGAGGCUCAGUGCUUGGUCUGAUGACACUCAACUAUACGUCAGGACCAACUCAACCCUGUCUGCUGUCCUGCCAUCUUCCACUUUGACCACCUGCCUGGAGCAGAUAAAGGCGUGGAUGAAGCAAAAUUUCUUGCAGCUAAACAGCUCCAAGACUGAGGCCAUCCUAAUCGGCACUCCAAACCAAGUCCGAACAUCUGUCAUUAACAGCAUUACCUUCUCUGGCCAGGAUAUUUCACUCUCAACAUCAGUCACCAACCUGGGUGUUAAAAUGGACUUGCAUCUGACAUUUGAGGAUCACAUCAAACAUCUGUGUAAGACCUAUUUUUUUCACCUGAGGAACAUCGCCAAACUUCGCCCUAUGCUCCCUUUUGGAGAUGCAGAAAAGCUUGUCCACGACUUUGUCUCCUCCAGGCUGGGCUAUUGUAAUGCGCUCCUCAUCGGGAUCCCUGGCAAAAGCCUCCAGAAGCUGCAGUACAUUCCGAACAGUGCUGCUAGGAUCCUGAUGAGGGUGCGCAAAUAUGAUCAUAUCACUCCCAUCCUUAAUAUCUCCUGA
This is a messenger RNA of Sinocyclocheilus grahami, 918 nucleotides long. RefSeq lists its product as uncharacterized. The coding region runs from base 1 to 918 and encodes 305 amino acids. NCBI's taxonomy places the organism in Eukaryota, Metazoa, Chordata, Actinopteri, Cypriniformes, Cyprinidae. The transcript has 5 exons. The record is from RefSeq and is a predicted model, not a curated record.